This is a messenger RNA of Calliphora vicina (urban bluebottle blowfly), 7326 nucleotides long. It is a transcript of the gene H, whose product is annotated as Hairless. Bases 1030 to 5820 code for a protein of 1596 amino acids. The record is from RefSeq and is a predicted model, not a curated record. The transcript has 5 exons. NCBI's taxonomy places the organism in Eukaryota, Metazoa, Arthropoda, Insecta, Diptera, Calliphoridae.
CCAACAGAAUGAACAAAACCAACGAAUGAACAAUCAAAAAACCAAACCCAACAACAAAUAACAAAGAAAAAUCCCAAUUUUCCCACGCUCAUGGGAAAUUUCUCACGAGUUGUUGUUGUAACCGCGUGAGAAAAUUCCCUUGGCAGCACGCCGAAUGCAGCGCAGUCUCCAAUUGCCAAGAUACGGCAACGCCGAUGUGAGAUUUUUUUUCGUACGUUGUCGUGUUCGUGUCUGCUAGCACUUUUUACGCUGCGCUCUGCAUUUUUCAGUUUUUAUUAUAAUUUUAAACGAUUUUUAAUAAACUAUUUCACAAAAAACAUAAAAUAUAACUAGUGUAAAUAUCAAUUAACUAAAAAUAUUAAAGAAAAGUGUGAAAUUUCCAAGGAAAAAAUGUAAAAAACAUGAUGGGAUAAUUGGUGAUUAGAAAAUUUUUUCAUUGUAUUUUGUGCUCUGCUGCUUCUUCCACUUCUAUGUUAAACUCGUACGCGACUUUACAAAUUUUUUGUUGGUGUUUUUUUUAAUUGUUUAAAGUCUAUUAAAAAAUAUAACAGUGUGGUUUUCCUCGAAAGAUUUUUAAAAGCAUAAUAGCAGAAAAUGAUAAAAAAAUUGUUAAAGAGUAAAAACAAAAAGAGAGACAUAAAAGAAAAUUUGCAAUACAAAUAGUUCAAAAAAGAAAAAUAAAAACACAAAAGGAAAAUACAAGAACAUUUAAUUAAAAAAAAAUAUAUACCUAGUAUGUGUGCAUAAAAUAAAUAAAAGAAUUGCAAAAUAAAUAGUAGACAAACUUAUAAAAAAAUACUCAAGUAAAAUAAAAAGCGAUUUCAACAGAAGUUAAAAAAUAUAAAAUAAAUUUAAAUAAAACUAAUGAGAAGAGACGAAAAAAAAUCUCUUCUCACAUGUGUUGAGUUUAUUCUUUGAGUACAAAGUGAUUGUGUUUUUGUAUUUUGAAGGAUUUAUUGUUGUUGAAAUCACAAAUUGUUAUUGCACUAAAUUAUCUGCUGUCACAUGUAAAUUAUUAUUGACGAUGUCAUGAAAAUUUUGCAAAACGAAACCACCAACAACAACUCUACGACGACUUCUACAGUGACUACGCCAAAUUCAAAAGAAAAGCAACAGCAUCAGCAACAACCACCACAAUCACCUUCUCUGCCUCAGCAACAACAACAAACCUGUGUAGAGAAACGUAAAGCAAAAACAUUGAAAAAUAAAAUUCUACAAAAUGUUGCACAGCAAGAGCAGCACCAGCAGCAACAAGAAGAACAUUACCGACAGCAACAACAACAUCAUCAAAAUGCCAGUGUCAACAAUAAUAACCACAAUACGCUAUCAGCAAUGACAGAUGAGCGUAUAAAAACCAGCAAUAAUAACAGCAACAGUUCUAAAACAAAUAACAGUGUUGAAAGUAAAACAGCAACAGCUACAAAUUUAUUAAAGGAUUCAUCAUUGAAAGAUUCCUCUCCUGGUAGUAGCAACAACAAUAAUAACAAAAACAGCGAUUUAAUUAUUGCUGAAGCUGCAAAAAUUCUUUUAAAAAAUGGUUUAAAUGGCACCAAUGCUGCUGCAGCCGCUGCUGUUGCUACUGCUACAGCCACUUUACUAACAGCUGCUGCUAAUUUUCACCAGUUGCCAACAGUAGCUAAUAGCACCUCCUCAGCAAAGUGUAAUUUAACAACAUCCGCAUCGCCGACAUCACCAUCAACGUCCACUGUUUCGGAUACAUCAGCACUAGCCGCCAACGUGACAACGGCUGCUGCGGCGGCCCAUGCCCAAUUAGUGGCUAUAGCAGCUGCCGCUGCUGCUGUAAAUGCCACUAAUCACAAACGUUUAGCUGCUCCUCCUUCAUCAACAUCCACAACAUCAUCUUCAUCUACAUCAUCAUCUUCCUCCUGCAAAUCUCCAAAUCAAACUAUAAACAAUGGAUUAUUGGGCAACGUUGCUGGCAUACAAGCAACAACAACAUCUACGCCAGCCACAACUUCACAUUUUACAAAACCCUACAAAACUAGCAGCUGUAGGAGCACAAUGUCUGCUUCCAUGGACACGGGUAUUAUUGAUUAUACCAUAAAUUCCAAUAGCAGUAAUAACAUUGCUUCAUCUGCAGUAACAUCAUUAUCAUCUGCGUCGGCAUCAGCUUCAUCCUCCGUUAUUAACUUAUCUGCUUCAGCUAAUAAUAGCAACAGUAGCAGCAACUCUAAUACCGCUCAACAUAAAUUUCUUAACAACAACAUCCAUUCCCAUUCUAAUCGUUCUGAUAUUGGCAGGCCUCCGAUAUCACAACAUCAUCACCAUCAUCAAACGUCUAAUGCCAAUAAUCAUAAAAAUUCUGUGCCGGGAGGAGUUGGUGGACGUUUACAGUUCUUUAAAGAUGGUAAAUUUAUUUUGGAGUUAGCACGAUCCAAAGAUGGCGAAAAAGGUGGAUGGGUUUCUGUGCCUCGCAAAAUUUUUCGUACGCCUUCCGCAGCAACAUCGUCUACGGUAACACCAUCAGCCACAGCAUCAACAUCUGCUGCUGUAAUACCAUCUCCUUUGGCUGCAUCACCUGCGGCCAUAGUUGGUGGUACGUCAUAUCCAAAAAAUGAAUGCUCCAAUUCUUUAAGUUUUUCUGAUGACAACAGCUCGCUACAAUCGUCACCAUGGCAAAGAGAUCAUUGUUGGAAACAAGCGGCGCCACGAAAAAAUGUGUCAAAAGAAUUGACGCUAUUUUAUCGUAGGCCCGCAUAUUAUAAACUUACAACACAGGCUCUUCUGUUUGCGCACAGAAAACGUAGAAAACCUUAUGAUACGAAAACACUCGAGAAUGGUUUAGUAUUUGUAUUAAACAGUAAAAAGCAGCUUCAGCCCCAACAACAGCAAGUAGAUAAAUCUACUCUUAAUAAAAAAGAGAUGGAAUUCAAAGAAAAUAUUGAUAAGAUGAAUAAGGCAGACGAAACAAAGGAGGAUAAGGGGGGAGAUGCUAAGUGUAUUAAAUCAAGUACUGAGGACGUUAAAACAGAAAUGGGCGACGGCGAAACUAAGAAUAAUGGCGCCAAGGAAGUCGUUGACAAAAGUUCUGAUAAUAAACUAAUUAUAAAAACUGAAAUUGCAGAAACCGCUGUUGAAACAGAAGAAUAUGUUGAUGUUGAAAUGACGAAAGUUGCAUCACCUUGCAAAGCGUCCGAAACUGAGGCCACAAAAAGUCCAAGUGUUCAGAAUUCGGAGACAACUAAAGAAAAUGAUCAAGUUGAGAAAAUGAAUACCAGUGACUACACCGACGAGCAGGAGGAGGAUUUGGUGAAUUCAACAAAGAAUACAACAUCUUUGAAUGGUAAUAUCUCGAAAAGUGAUGAUGUACCUCAAAAACAACAGCAGAUUGAUUCAACAACACAAAGGGUAGAUCAAUUGAAAACAGGAGAUGAAGAAAAAAGACUUAAAAAGCAUGAAAAUUAUAAAACACGAGCCAAGCUCACAACCAUCGUACAAAAAUUAAUGGAUGCCUCGUCAUCACGCUUAGCAGCAACUGCACAUCUAUUUAAGACAUCUAAUCAACAAACAACAUCAUCUUUAGCUGCAACGCCCACAUCAUCAUCAUCUUCUACUUCAACUACAUCAGGAGGAACCAAAAAUCAAAAUUCCAAAGUUUCACCACCUUCUAAUACUGCUGCUUCACGUCUAGUCGAAUAUCAUCAACAACAUGUAUCGCCACGUAAGCGUAUAUUACGAGAAUUUGAGAAAGUUUCACUGGAGGACAACGCAACUGGAGCUGCUGGCGGUAAACGUAGUCGAGCUAAGGGCAACAAUACAACAAAUACAUCGAUGGUUUCAAAUAAUGCAAAUGUAGCCCCAUCGCCAUCGACUCCAACGGCUGCCAAUAAAUCGAUGAGUUUUAAUGCGCACAACUCAAAUGUAGGAAAUACACCAAAAUCUGCAACAAGUCCGGCUUCUUCCUCGGCACCGACUAAACUAUACAGCUCAUAUAGCAUACAUUCACUUCUAGGUGGAGGUUUAGCUACAUCUUCGUCGCCGUCUUCAUCAUCAUCUUCAGCUUCUUUAACACCAGCUGCUAAAAAAUCUACAGACAUGCCGGCAACUAUUACCAGUAGUGCAAUGGCUUUUUCUCCUUAUCCUUCUGCAUCAUUUCCUUCAAAUGCGCAUUCAAAUAAUUCACCAAAAUCUCCAGAAGGCCACAAUAUGGGCGGUGGUGGUAAGUCACCCUCAAAUUCAGCCACAAAAUCAAAAAGAUCACCACCGUAUAGUUCACCCAUGCGUGAAACUCAUUCAAGAAGUCCUAUUAAUAGUGGAGGAGGCAGUGGAGGCUAUGCUGACUAUAGUGGCCGUCGAUCUCCUCGAUCAACACCUGAUACUGCUCAUAAUGCUUUUAACAAAAUGAGAUACGCCAGCAGCAGUGGUGGUAGUGCAGAUACUGCAGCCUCACCCACUAAUCAUCAUCACUUGCAGCAUCACCAACAUCAACAGCAUCAUCUGCAGCAGCAACACUAUCAACAUCAGCCACAAACUUAUUAUUCACCAUACAUGAUGUCACCUCAUUACGUGCCGCCAUUGUCGGGUCCUAGCGCUCUCUCGCCUAAUGCAUCAUCAGUGAAUGCGUCCACCUCGUCAACGACAAGUUCGCGUUCACCACGUCAUCAUCCGUCAGCAUUUAGAGCAACAACGCCAACAUCUACAUCGAGUACAACACAUAACAUUCCAAGCAUACAAAAGGGAGAUUUAUCGCCACAACGUUCAACUACGGCAUCGCCACGUGAAACUACACCUCGAACUGUACCAAAAAAGACUGCUUCAAUACGACGACAAUUCGCUUCGCCCACAUCAGCCACCCAAAAUCAUAGCAGCAGCAAUUGCUCCUCACCAACAACGACCAUAGACAGUCGCUGUGACGACCAGUUGACGAGUGACAGAAGAACACCGGUAAAUACCACCACAACGCAUCAGCAGCACCAACAGCAGCAGCAUUUAAUGCAAAGAGGCUCACCAGGUAAUCCCAGCUUGGCAGGAUCUCCAAUACACCCAUAUUCGUAUUUAUAUGCACAGCCGCCUAAUGGUGGCAACAGUCCACAUUCUUCAAAUGCUGCUACAUCCAAUCAUCCAUCAGCUGCUAUGUCGCCAUCAUCAGCAAAUGCUUCGGCGGCCGCUGCGGCCGCAGCUGCUGCUUCAUACAUUCCAGCCGUUGUGGGAUCACCGUAUUACCAUCCAUACAUCUCGACAUUGGCGGCAAUGCGACAUCCACAAAUGUGGAUGCAACAUUAUCAAAGUGCUGCAGCAGCCGCUGCAAAUCCAGCCCUAAUGCAAGCCCGACAUCCGGCCAUGUUGUCGGCAGCUGCUGCAGCUGGAGCUGCCGCUCGUUUGUCACCACCAUAUCAUGGUUUCCAAUACAAUGGUGUAGGCAAUGCAGCUGCAUUAGCAGCCGCAGCUGCUGCUGCUGCCGCUGGUUUCGGUAGCACAGCUACUCCUCAUCAUCCAUCGAAUGCAUUAUCACAUCCUAGUUCUAUGUUCAAUCCCAUGGCAAGUAGCAGUUUGCAUGGCAUGCAACAUCCAGUAACAGCAAUGCAAACAGCAGCAGCAGGUUUAGUCCCUGCAUCAGCCGCAGCGGCAGCAUUGUCUGCAGCAGCAUCACCAAUGACUGAUACAACUGAUCUUUCCAAAUCUUCGAAGAACAAUUUCUCCUCUAGCGCUUCAUCAUCAACGUCGUCUUCGUCAACGGGAGCAGGAGGAGGUGUUGGGGGUGGGUUAGCAGUGCCUGGGUCUUCUGGAAACUCUAUGUAUACCAUUAGCAAUAAAGAUGAACAAAGUUCAGAUGUACCGUUAAAUCUAUCGAAACAUUAAAUAUGAAUAAUAUGGUUUCCAUUUCAUUAAAACGAAAACAAACACACACCCUAUUAGAAAAAAAGAAACUAUAAGUAAGUGUUUAUUGAAUAUAAAACAAAAAAAAAAAUAAAAACAAUUAUUACAUAUAUGUAUUUUAUUUUGUUUACACUUUUAAGACAUUUAAAUUUAAAAUAAGUUUAACCAUAAUUUCAUAGAGAUUUUUAAACGCGUUGCAUGAAAUAACAUUAUAACAAGGUGUAUAUGAAACUGUAUGUAUUGUAUUUAAUAAAAUAUCUACUAAUAACAAACAAUAAUAUUUAAAACAAAAGAGAACAAAACAAAAAACGAGAAAUAUUUACAGAUUUACAUACAUAUAUGAAAAAUAAUGGAAAGAAGAAACAAAAUAUAAAUAUUUUUUAUAACUAUAUAUUUAAAAUAAAGACGGACUUGGUUUAUUUGCGUUUUGUUUUAUAACUUUAAAACUACAAAGAAAGAUUCCUGGGUUUUUAUGCUGUACGAUUGUAUGAAUCUCAAAUAAUAAUAUAAAACAAAAAUAUAGUAUAUGUAUAUUUUUUUAAAAUUAAAUAGACUGAAUUUAUACGCAAAACAAACUAAAAUAAAAUCACUGCAUUUUACAGAUUUUUUCCACAUUUAUAUACACAAACAAACAAAUAAAGAAACAAAGAAAAUCAUCGUGCCUUUUUGUAAAAAAAAACCGAAAUACUUGACAAAAAAAUAACUAUUUUGACUUAUGAAAAAUAUGUAUUUACAUACUAGCACAUUUAUUUAUUUUUCAUCAAAACUCUAAAAUCUUAAUUAAAAUAAAAUUUCUCUAAUGUACAAUAUAAUUUAUUUUUGAAGAAACUCUUAUUUUUUAGAAGCAAAAUCAACAAUUUUUUAUGAAAAUCUUAAAAUUUAUUAAAUGUAAAAAUUCAUUUUAGAAAACGCGCAGGCGCAACAAUUUUGAAAAGAUAAAUCAAACACAAAAAUAUUAAAAAAUGAAAAAACCUUGAAAAAUUUGCAAUUUAUAAUGAAUUACCUUAAUAUGGGAAAACGAGCAUCAGCUUUUCGAUGAUAAAAAGAAAUAUGCCUUUUUCUUUAAAUUCUUUUUUGUCAUUAAUAUUAAAUAAAUUUGGAAAAUUUAUAGAUAUUUAAAAAAAAAUCUAUAUAUGUAUGUGGAUGUGCUUGAUUUGUUUCCUUUUCCCGAAUAAAUGUGAUUUGAGAAAAUGAAACCAAUAAUUCUAUUUCCUACAACUGUACUUUAUUUAAUUUUCAGCCAUAUUGAAAAAAUCAACAUACAACUUCUAGUUUCUACAACUGUUCACAACAAAUAUAUAGAUUCUAAUUCAGUACGAGCAACGAAACAUUUUUCUAGAAAGUUUUUUAUGGAAACAUAAAAAAAGCAUUUAUUUGAAAACUGAGCAUUUUAUCGUUAAUUUUUGUUAAAAUCGACGUUGUUUUAAAAUAGAAAUUUCCAAUAUUUUUUUAAAAAAACUAAAAGUAUAUAGAAAUAAUAAAACAAAA